AUGGAGGAAAUGAAAAGACUAACUGAGUCUGUAGACACUGAUUAUACUGGAGAGGCUUGGAUAGGACUGAUGAAAGGAACAUCAUGGAGAUGGCAGUGGUCCUCAGGAGAAGGAGACACAGGGUACACCAACUGGGAUACGGGUGCAACGUACAACCAGAAUAAUGGCCAUUGCUGUGUUGGGAUGCGAGACGACGGUUGUUGGAAUAAUGUUAAUUGUUCAUAUCAGACACAGGUGGGGUAUUUCAUCUGCUAUACCGCUCCCACCUAUGAAGACAGAAUAAAUGUUACCUGGAACUUCACCUUCAUUGACCAACAUAUGAAUUGGUUUGAUGCUCAGAGCUACUGCAGAUACAGUUACACAGACCUGGCCACUGUGAGGAAUAAAGAAGAUAAUGACUUGAUACAUAAGAUGGUUACAAAUGGCACUUGGGUGUGGAUUGGCCUGUUCCAGGACACAUGGGAAUGGUCAGACCUGUCAAACUCCUCAUUCCGUAAUUGGAAAAUUGGUCAAAAUGAUAAUGAGAAUAACACAUGUGCUUUAGCACAGGUCACCUGGCCUGGGACAUGGGAUAUGACACCAUGUGAUGAAAAGCAUCCAUUCAUAUGCUAUGAUGAUUGCCUGAUUUUGGUAAACAGAACCAUGACCUGGAAUGAAACCCUGAAUUACUGCAGAACACACUAUUUUGACCUGGCCUCUGUCCACAACGAGGAGAUACAGCAGUGGGUCAGUAGGAUGGCUGAGAAGGCCUCCACUGAUCAGGUCUGGCUGGGGCUGCGCUUCUCCUGCUCCCCGAACUUCUGGUUCUGGGUCAGUGCAGAAAAUGUCAGCUAUCAGACCUGGUCCCCAAACAACAUAUCCAGCAGUAACAUGUGUGAAACCACAGGGGCAGUACAAUCUGGAAACCCAGAUUAUUGGGUCAGUCUGCCUGAUACGGAGGAGCUCAGCUUCAUGUGUUCCAUAUGUCCAGAUUCACAGGGGAACAUAGCCGAACCUGCACAAG
Paramormyrops kingsleyae is the source of this 1003-nucleotide messenger RNA. NCBI's taxonomy places the organism in Eukaryota, Metazoa, Chordata, Actinopteri, Osteoglossiformes, Mormyridae. The record is from RefSeq and is a predicted model, not a curated record.